Messenger RNA from Neurospora crassa OR74A, 1389 nucleotides. Its product is annotated as mRNA turnover protein MRT4. NCBI's taxonomy places the organism in Eukaryota, Fungi, Ascomycota, Sordariomycetes, Sordariales, Sordariaceae. The record is from RefSeq and is a predicted model, not a curated record. Gene Ontology annotation, molecular function: RNA binding. The coding region runs from base 236 to 994 and encodes 252 amino acids. Gene Ontology annotation, biological process: rRNA processing; ribosomal large subunit assembly; ribosomal large subunit biogenesis. Gene Ontology annotation, cellular component: preribosome, large subunit precursor; nucleolus. The transcript is spliced from 2 exons.
CCGGCACGGCAGAGGCUCCCGUCCCGUCUGUCUGCGUAUCAAUUGGUGAUUCUGAUCCUUCCAUUCCACUUCCACUCUUGAUUCAUUUGGGUAGUUGUCAUAACCAAAACCAAUCUACACCACCAACAACCAUCUUUUCUUUGCCACCAUAGUUCUGUCUCUGUAUCGGCAUUGUUAUUGUGCGCUUCAUCUCUUGUAAUCUUUACAUCCAUAACCACCCACACAUACCGUCAAGAUGCCCAAGUCCAAGAGAGCGAAGGUGUACAACCUCACCCAGGUCACCAAGAAGAACCGCGAACAAAAGGAGAAGCUCUUUGAGAACAUCCGAGAAUGCAUCCCCAACUACCAGCACUGCUUCGUCUUCAGCAUCGAUAACAUGCGCAACAACUACCUGAAGGAUGUCAGAAAGGAGCUGAACGACUGCCGCAUCUUCUUCGGCAAGACCAAGCUCACCGCCCGCGCUCUCGGCACCACCCCCGAGGACGCCCAAGCCGACGGGCUCGACAAGCUCUCCAAGUACCUGUCCGGCUCCGUCGGCCUCAUCUUCACCAACCGCGACCCCUCGGAAAUCAAGGACUACUUCGUCAACCUGACACAAGUCGACUUUGCGCGCGCCGGCUCCGUCGCCACGCGAACCAUCACCAUCCCCUCCGGUCCCUUGUACUCCACCGGUGGCGAGGUCCCCGCCGAGCACGACGUGCCCGUCUCCCACACGCUCGAGCCCGAGCUCCGCCGCCUGGGCAUGCCCACCCGCAUGGUCAAGGGCAAGGUCUGCCUGGGUGACGAGGCCGGCGAGGGUGACGAUUACGUUAUCUGCAAGGAGGGCGAGACGCUGGAUUCCAGGCAGACGAGGCUGCUGAAGCUGUUCAGCAUCUGCUUGAGUGAGUUCCGUGUCAAGCUGCUGGCCUACUGGAGCGCGGCGAGCGGGGAGGUUACCGAGUUGGAGAAGCCUGGUGAGGCUGGUGCUGAGGAGAUGGAGGAGGAUGACGAGUAAGGGAUGUGUUCAUGAAUGAUACCCUGAAAAGAGGGACGGUGUGUAUGUGGUUGCACUUGACGAAGCGGUUGGAAAGGUUCAUGAUAUCAAGAAAUCUGCCGUACGAGAAGGGGAACUCCCUUCAACUUACAAUAACGCAACAUCGAGGGACCCAACAAGAGGGUGUGGGGAGGGGACCGGUCAAAAUUUUUGCAAACGUCAUUAUUUCUCGUUUUUUUACUACUUGGCUUGUUUCCGUGUUUUUACAUAGGGAAAGGUUUACGAUGAUACCAUCUUUGUAUGGAACUUCUUCUUUUGGGGAACAUAAAACAACCGGUCAUCUUAGUUUAUGUAUUACCAGGCGUCUUAAGAGAUAGGAGGGGGCAAAGGCUCACGAAUAGAAAAAGGCUUCAAAG